Loa loa (African eye worm) is the source of this 2311-nucleotide messenger RNA. RefSeq lists its product as hypothetical. Lineage: Eukaryota; Metazoa; Nematoda; Chromadorea; Rhabditida; Onchocercidae. The transcript has 12 exons. The coding region runs from base 100 to 2298 and encodes 732 amino acids. The record is from RefSeq and is a predicted model, not a curated record.
CAUCAAGUCAAAAUGAAAGCCCUUAAUAGCAAUCACUUCUUGCUUUCAUGGUAAUUUUGGCCCAUUCAUGGACCUUUCUGACUUGGUAAUGUUAUAAGUAUGCAGAAAAUAUACUACUGCAGUGUCGUCUCCUGUGACAUUUUGUUGAUGCUGGUAUCUAUUAUAAUAUUUGCGAAACCUGCCGUUAAGAGUACUCCAAUAUUAUGCAGUCAGACAAAGCCGUGGAAGCUGAGUGGUCGAGAUAUUGUCUCAGAUUCGAAGGGUCUCGUUCUACUAGUAGUGCUGAUGCCGAUGGAAUGCGAACAUUGCCACAAACAAUUGAUGAAAUUUCAAACAGUAAUGGAAACACUACCGGAAAUAAGGAUUGUUGUUGUAGCUCCACAUGAUGAGAAUCCUCGUCUGAUUGAGCGCUAUCGAGAGGAAUUCCCUCGUGUUGCGAUCGGUAUGGAAUCGUUGGAUGAGCGAAUCUGGAACACGCUGUCAGGUUCUGCUCAUGAUCACUUUAUUUAUGAUCGAUGUGGUCGUCUAGCUAGCAUCAUUCGACAUCCAGAAAGUGAUACUUCAAAAUUUGAACAUACACUUUGGGCAUUGAAAUUAGCUAUUAGUUAUGCUCAGUGCGGCUGGUGCCAGUACGAUCCACCCGACCUGCCGUCACCUCACAAACCUCUCGUUACAACCCAUGCUUCCUCUACGCACAAAGGAAAAACGAAGAGGCCUCGUAUCAAGGCAGUAAUGUAUCCACAAAACGGUAGAACACGUAUGGUGAGUUCAGAUCGCCAAGCAGAUUUUGCACCUGAUCAUGAACGUUUUUCUUCACGAACUAAUACAGUAUCCCCAGCACGUAAAGGACAUGCAAGGAUUUCUAGUGAUUACAUUUCUUUCCUGUCUAGUGCUGCUCCUCCACCAAUGACUAUUGAAAAUAAUCAAAAGGCAGUGGUCGCUAGCAGCGAAUCACAACAGCAACAAGUCUCAGUGCGUAAACAAAAACCAACUACACAGCAAACACAACCAAAGUUUAAAAGUGGUCAACGAAGGGUCAUAACUCGGCCGGACAGUGAUAUCUCAUCAAUUAGUGAAUGGCGAACAUCGGAUGGAUUCCCCAGUCGAAUAGAUCAAGAUGGAAAUCAACGACAUGAACAACAGCAGCAACGGAAAAAAGAAGAGCGGCAUCAACAGGAGGAAAAGAGGAGGAAACAUGAACAAGAGUAUGAAGAGGCUUUGCAACAAUUGCGCAUACAACAGGAACAACAAGAAAUUUGGAAGCAGGAAGAGGAACAGAGGAGGAUUCAGGAGCAACAAAGACUGCAGGAAAUGCAAAGAAAGCACGAAGAAAGACAACGUCAGGAACAACAAAGAUUUCAGCAACAAGAAUUCGAGAGAAGAAUCGAAGAACAGCAAAACUUACGUGAACAAAAAACGAUAAGCGAAUUUUACACUGAUGCAAGUAGCGAAGAUCAUGAAUCUCAUCUAGAUCCAAAGGAUGAAAACAACUGGAGACAAUUCAAAGCUCCGUUGCAUCACCAGAACGUUCACAAUUAUAUAAUGACAACGAGUGUACCCUAUGAUUCCAUUAGUCCAGCAAAGAAAACUUCAUCUCUAUAUGACGUAGGAGAUGAAGAAGGAGAUUAUGAUUAUUCUCAGGUGGUUAGUGAAACAACCAUUGCUCCAACUGAGAGGACACAAAUCUUAGGUACGAAACCUCCAGAACACUCGCCAUUCUUGUUCGAGCAUCAAGUGCCAUGCGCUGCAUUUACAGAUCAGAUAUGCAUUGAGCAGAAAAAAAGGAUUGGUGCAGAUAAGAUGAGCAAAUGCUGUGAUAAGGGGAUUUACUUGACGGAUUUAUGCGUACCGGGACGUUGCACAAAUGCCACUACUGAACUGUGCUGUAUGCAGAAAUUUCUCCAGUCUAAAUACAAAUGCUGUUUGAAUGACAGUAAAACAAUUAACUCUCCCGGUGAUGCAUUCAGUCGUUGUUGUUUCCAUAAAUUUGUACAGGAUAAUGAUAAAUGCUGUCCAGCUCAUCGUGCUAAAUUUCACUGGUUAACAGCACAUGAGAUAUGUCUACCCAAUGUUCGAGUUGAUUUGAGUGGUUUGCGAUUCUCGGUACGUAUCGGUGACAAUCAUAAUACUAACAACGGUAAUCAGGCAUUGAAUGAUGUAAUAACAAUAGAUCUAAAUGUGGACAAAUCAUGGGAUCACAAUUGUGAGCAAGGUACCAGAGUGUUGCAGUUCCCUUAUUUACCCAAUGAACUUAACAACCAAAAUGAGGGCAAUGAAGAUGAUGAGGAAAACAGAUAGCGUUUAAUUAAAA